Melampsora larici-populina 98AG31 is the source of this 1981-nucleotide messenger RNA. RefSeq lists its product as uncharacterized. Gene Ontology annotation, biological process: regulation of membrane potential; proton export across plasma membrane; sodium ion export across plasma membrane. NCBI's taxonomy places the organism in Eukaryota, Fungi, Basidiomycota, Pucciniomycetes, Pucciniales, Melampsoraceae. The transcript has 6 exons. The coding region runs from base 160 to 1704 and encodes 514 amino acids. The record is from RefSeq and is a predicted model, not a curated record. Gene Ontology annotation, cellular component: plasma membrane. Gene Ontology annotation, molecular function: sodium:proton antiporter activity.
AUCAAAUCAAAGAAUCAAAUGUGAAUUUCGAAUUUGUUGACGAUCGAUUUAUAUUUGAAAAUCGAUUUCAUCACGAUUGGUAGACUUCAAGGUCACCCACCAUCACUUUAGUUCUUGACUUUAUCGAUUCGAAGAACCAAGAGCCACAAGAAUAAAAGAAUGACUCAAAUCGAAUUAGAUAUCUCAAUUCCUUCAAAAGUACUCGCCAUCUUUGGAUUCUUCUUAACAAUAAUUUGUUUAAUCACCAAACCAAUCAAAACGAAAUUAUAUUUAACAGAUUCAUCGAUUUGUACGAUCAUAGGUAUCAUAGUAGGACCCUUUAUAAUCCAAUGGAUUUCACCUUUACAAUGGACAUCUUUUAAUCAAUCGAUCUCAAAUCAAAUCACUUAUGAAAUCAUGAGAAUUGUGAUUGGAAUUCAAGUUUUCUUUUCUGGUAUAGAUUUACCUAAAAAAUAUGUUAAAGAAUCUUGGAAAAGUUUAGGUUUCAUGAUCGGACCGUUAAUGACUUUAACUUGGUUGAUUGUUUCUUUAAUCAUUUGGUUAAUCUUACCUAACCUUAACUUUUUAGAAUCAAUGGUGAUUUCAGCUUGUAUAGCUCCUACAGAUCCAGUUUUAGCCAAUUCGAUCAUUAAAGGUUGUUAUGCAGAAAAGAAUGUAAAUGAAAGAAUCCGCCAUUUAUUAUCAUCCGAAUCUGGUGCAAAUGAUGGAUUAGGUGUACCUUUUAUGUAUCUUGCUAUUUAUCUUUUACGUACGAUUUCAGGAACAAGUUCUUCGGGUUUAGCUAUACUUGAUUGGUUUCUUGAAGUGAUUCUUUAUGAAAUCGGUUUAGGUUUAGUGUUAGGAAUCUUGAUUGGUUUUUUAGCUAGGAAAGCUGUUAACUUUGCAAAACAUAAGGAUUUGAUUGAUCAUGAGUCUCUUUUGAUUUAUUCACUUGGUCUUCCAUUCUUUACUUUAGGAGUUACGGGUAUGAUGGGUAUAGACGACAUUCUGGUUUGUUUUGUGGCUGCCAACUCGCUCAAUUGGGAUGGUGGUUACGCGAAUGAGAUAGAGAAGUUAUCUGGACACGUACUAUUUCAUGACCUAUUUGACUUCUUUGUAAGCUCUGCAUUAUUCAUUUACAUAGGAACGCUCAUUCCUUGGGGAGAUUUCAAUAAUCAAGAACUAGGAUUAACCCCAUCUAAACUCUUUUUAUUAUCAAUUCUGAUUUUGAUCUUCAAACGUCUUCCAUUAGUAGCCAUCAGUUUUAAAGUUUUACCUGAACUUCAAACUUUUAAAGACGUUUUUUUCUUAGGUUGGUUUGGACCAAUUGGUGUGGGAGCCGUUUAUUACAGUCAAGUUGGUCUUAGAGAAGUUCCAGAAGAGUUUAUUAGAAUUAGAGAACUUUUGAUACCUGUGAUUAUGUUUAUGGUCUUUAUGAGUAUAUUUGUUUAUGCAAUUAGUGUUCCAAUCAUUCAUUUUGGUGGCAUUUUUAAAGAUAAACUCGUUUCAAGAAAUCAUAUAAUCGAUAAUAGAAGAAAUUUAAAUUCUCAAGAAGAUUUAAGAGUUGAUGUUCAAAUUGAUCCGAUUCCAAAUCAUCAAAAUAAGAAGAGUAACAGUAUUCUUAAUAGAAGAAAUUCAAUUUCUGAUGAUGAUUUAAGACUUGAUAUAGAGGAUGAAUCAAAUGCUAAUUAUAUUAAAAGUACUAGUACUACAUCUAUUGUAUGAUUGUAUAUUUAUUUUGGUUGUUUUUUUUCAUACAAUCUCAAUGGCUCACAUUUUUUUUUGUAUUAAAAGAAAUCAAUGUACACUAGAUUGGUAGAUUUUGUAUGAUCAAAAAGGAGAAAGUAAUUUUAAGUAUGUUGAAGUCAAUCAAGUAUCUUUUCAAAAGAUUUGUGGUUUUAGAUUUUGUAAAUUGAAUUAGCAUCAUCAGUCUCAUCAUGAUCCUUGUACAUAAGAUCCUGUAGGGGUUUUCUUUGGUAUCAUUACUAAGAUGUUUUUUAGC